AUGGAUUUUACUGGAAAAGGAAAGACCACGGCAGGAAAAGGCCUGACUGGCUACCCUCUGGCCAAGAGGCUUUCCCUGGCAAGUCCCUCUAUGCUCCUUCCUUCCAAGCCGUUGCCUCCCAUUCAGAAGAGCUCUCCUUCUACCAAGACCAGCCAGAUAUUCAGCGGAGAGCAGGAGAAUGGGAAAAAUGGCAACAGCUAUGAUGAGAAAAGUAGAAAAAUACAGGAGCUGAGUUCAGAGGGAACAGGAUAUAAGACAUCCUUGCUGUAUUCCAGUGGGGAGGAUAUGGAGAAGGGGUCAUUGGGACCACCUUUGAUCCCCCCCAUACGCAAGGCAGUAAGUCCCCCUCUUGGCAGUGCUGCGGGGUCUCUGCAAAGCUCUCUGCAGCUGGAAUUCCAGGAGUCCCAGGAGACGAGCCCAACAUGCAGCAGCAGAAGCAAGGAGGAGAAGUGUGAACAUGCAGGCGUGACUAGUUCCUUUUUUUCCAAGUCUUUCCGGCGGUAUCCCUCUUCACUCCUUCCCUCCAAGCCAUUGCCUCCCAUCUCGAAGAUCUCUCCUUCUUCUAACACUAAUAAAAUGUCUGUUGUGGAGAAAGAGAAUAAGGAAACUGGCACUGGCUAUGAUGACGACUGUAGAAAAAUCCAGGAGCAGAGUUCAGAAGGAAAAAGUUAUAAGGUAAGGAGACCAAACUGUGUUCUGUGUGGUAAAUUUUCAGUUUAUGCACUGAAGGCAGAGCUUGGAGACCUUUUCCUGUGGUGUGAGCCCAGGGAAGCAGUUGAGCCAAAGGAGAGCUCAGCUGGACACUGCGCUCCAGGCUGUCUCUGCAAUGGGUGUACAUCCUUGCUGUAUUCCAGUGGGGAGGAUAUGAAGAAGGGGUCAUUGGGACCACCUUUGAUCCCCCCCAUACGCAAGGCAGUAAGUCCCCCUCUUGGCAGUGCUGCGGGGUCUCUGCAAAGCUCUCUGCAGCUGGAAUUCCAGGAGUCCCAGGAGACGAGCCCAACAUGCAGCAGCAGAAGCAAGGAGGAGAAGUGUGAACAUGCAGCUUCUUCUGAGUCUACAAGAAAAGCCCAGAGGAAGAAGGGAAAGAGCUCUUGCUGUAAGCUAGGACCUGGGAUGCCUCUGCUCCCAAGGAAACUCGCUGACCUGUUUGGCUUGGAGAGUCGUGUGCCCAACCUCGGCCUUGGCAAUGGAGGUCUCGGCCCCCGGCCGGCUCAGGGGGCCUUGGCCCAGGAGCCUCAGCAGAGGCCACCGAGCAGCGCUGGCCCCAGGGUCACUGCCGGGGAGGACAAGGGGAAGGCUGAGCAUGGCUCAGCCUCACACAGAGGCCUCCCACUGAGCCGGGCCAAGGAGAUGGAUCACCCCAGCAGUCCUGGUCUUACGAGUGACAAAGACCUGAGGGACGGCUUUAGAAAGAUCCGUGCUGCAUUGUACAUGUUGGCUCAGAAGAACUUAGAGCAGAAGGACAUAGAGCUUUUGGAGAGAGAGAUGAAGAAAAGGAGACAAAAGAUAACAUCCUUGCAGCUUCUUCCUGAGACAGUUGAGCCCGGGGAUGCAGCUGAAACAAGCUUUAGCCUCCCACCUGCUGAUGGCACAGCUUCUAGAGUGCAGAGAAACCACCCUGGUAGUAGCUUGAAGAAGGUCUUGAGGAUGCAGGACAAUGUGCCCUUACUGCCCAACAUGCCCAUCAUCCAUGCCGUUGGCAGCUUCCCACACAACUCCUCAGGCAGUCCUUCUGUACAAUGCUAA
Messenger RNA from Taeniopygia guttata (zebra finch), 1746 nucleotides. Lineage: Eukaryota; Metazoa; Chordata; Aves; Passeriformes; Estrildidae. The record is from RefSeq and is a predicted model, not a curated record.